This is a messenger RNA of Nicotiana tabacum (common tobacco), 970 nucleotides long. RefSeq names its product FCS-Like Zinc finger 1-like. NCBI's taxonomy places the organism in Eukaryota, Viridiplantae, Streptophyta, Magnoliopsida, Solanales, Solanaceae. The record is from RefSeq and is a predicted model, not a curated record.
AUUACUCCAAAUCCCACUUCUCCCCACAAAUCUCCCCUCUUCUCUUCUCUCAAAUAAUGGACUCACCAUCAACAAGAAGAAGGCCAUGUUUCAUCGAAGAAGAUGAUGGCCUAGUCUCAUUAGCUGAAACAGAAGCUGGAUUUUCGGGAAUCAACAAUAAUCAGAUCAAUCUCAAUAAUAAGAAUUAUAACCAAUACCCUUUGAUUUCAAGACCACUUUAUUAUACAGUUUCACCUAGAAGAAGAAACAGCUCAAGGAAUAUCUCUUCUUUUUCUUCUUCUUCUUCAUCUUCUUCUUCUAAUUCCAUGUCCUCUCCAAGAUCUGUUGUUACUUCUGCUGGAAAGUACUAUGAUGGUAGAUUUGAUGAACCCCAACAACAAUAUUUUUUGGAUGCUUGUUUCCUUUGUAAGAAACGCCUUGCAGUUAACUGUGACAUCUUCAUGUACAGAGGGGACACUCCAUUUUGUAGUGAAGAGUGUAGACAACAACAGAUAGAGAUGGAUGAAGCUAAAGAGAAAAAAUGGAACAUUUCUUCCAUUAAAGCCAUGAGAAAAAAGGACCAGAGUAAAUCCACUUCCCCCAACAAAACUUCAGAAGAUUACCCUUUCAGACCUGGAACUGUUGCUGCUGCUUGAGCUAAUGAAAAUGAAUCUAUAACAAUUAUCUAUAAAUAGCAAAGAAAUAUUAAUAUUAAAAAAAAAAAAAAAAGGAGUCCAUAUGAGGAAGGAGAUGGAGAAGAAAGAAUAUACAGAAGAGUUUUCUUUUUUAUUUUAUUUUAUUAAGUUUUGGUUUAUGAAAAGUAAAUGUUGAAAGUGGAGAGGAGGCUUUGUUUUGGCUAGUAAUGCUCUCUGAAAAAGUGGAAAAGUGUGAUGACUCUUUUUUUGGGUUUUUUGGUGCCCCUUUUGGGGUUUCUCUUGGGUUUUUCAUUGUGGAAUGAGAAGCAAUAACAAGGAAAGUUCUCCUUUCACUA